CGUAUACAUCCAUUUAAUCCUCGAAUGCACUUUUCUACUUUAUUGAUUGCGCUUUAAAAUUAAAAACAUUGUUGUUUCCCUCUCUGUUUUAUUUAUUUUACUUUGAAACGCAGACAUGUCCCUUUAAGGAACAUGUGAUCGGACAUCGACAUGGAGAUGGUGCGGUUAUGAAAAAUAGUAUAUAUGUAUUGAACAAGGCGUUGGGCUCCAGAGACAGGAGAGAUAUCUGAAGCUACGUCUGCUGAUCGCAGGGUAAAUUCAGAUCAGUGUUAUUCCUGUAAGGAUAGUGUGGACUGCUGCGCUUCUCCAAGUCUGGGAGAUUCUCUUCGAAAGCAUGUGAUGAGCCAAGCUCAGAAAAAAGUCUCCCUCAGCCAGGGCUGUGGCAAGGGCUGUAACCAUGUAGAUGGUUGUCCCCAUGGUAAAACCAUGGGUAGAGCUUUGCCUGGGCAUUGUUUGAAGGAGGCCAAAUCACUAAAGCACACAGCCAGAGACAAGCAAAAGAAACGACAGCCCAUGGAAGGAUGCCUCCAUGACGGAGGUAAGACUGAAGCUAAGUUAAAAAAGAGCAGGACUCUGAAGGUUGUGGACAAAAAAGUCAAGGCAAAAGUGUCCAAGAAAUUGAGGGAAGAGCGGAAUAGGAAGCUUUACCCACUACGACGAAGAAGUAACCAAUCAAAAGACGAGGCCUUAAGUUGCCAGGUCCUGCUUACCCGCCUGGAGCAGAAUGCCUUUGAACAGGAUAGUGAAUUAAAGGAGGAAAAGUCAAAUGCAAUUUCAAAAAGAGGUCAGCAAAAAAGGAGAAGAAAAAACAACCCAAAUGCAAUUAAAACCUUAUGUACUCAAUCUAAAACUAAAAAUGAAGCAAGUACUAAUACAAUUCUUGCUCAAGAGCCCCGUAAACGCCGGCUUGCAGCUCUUAAUGCCGAAGCAGUCAACAGCCUGCUGCUGGAGAAAACAGAUGUACCACUAAGCAAACUUCCGAAGAAACAGCACCAUGAGACAGCACUUGUUUUUAAUGAAACAGAUGAUGCAAACAUUUGCUCCCUGUCAAAAACUGCUGCUCAAGCCCUCAAGACUGAAACGUGCCAAACCCGUAAAAAGGCUAAGAAGCGCAAGUCAGAGAAAAAAGACAUUAUCGAUCUAAAUCUAGAUCUGUACACUCCUACUCCUAGACGCCUUGCCGGACUCAAUGCUGCCGCUCUGCUGAAGCUCACAAGCUCCACUACUGGAAGUAAGCAGCGAGUGAAAAUGGACAGUAAAGGUGUCUGUGCUACAGGGAAGCAGACCACAUGCUGUACAUCCCGGGUGCCACAGCCCAAAAAGCAAGGACUCAAACAGGCUUUACCUCAGGGUGGUGGUGCAGCAUGUAAGACCAAGGGGAGUGAGUCUAAAGUGAAGUGGGAUGGACCUUCUGACUGUCACUGCUUAGCCAAAUCAGGGUAUUAUUCUCAUGGCAUGAUGGGAUAUCCCAUUAAUGUGGUAAAAGAAGAGCAGGUGGAAACUGAGCUUGGUUCUUGCUACUGCUGUUCUGGAGAAGGCUCAGUGGAAUACUGUCACAGGUUGGCAUUGUACCUGAGCCAGAAGGCCUGUAGUGAGACAGACGAGCACCCUGUGGCCUCAGUGAAGCACAAAUGCCUGGUUGCCCCGUCUUCACUGACCCACCCAGCGCUCACCCUCAGUGCCCACCCAUGCCUAUGUGCAGACCCAUGCUACUCUAGUUACUAUGUUCACUUUGCAAAUCACGGGCCUCGUUCAGUUUGUCUAAGUACGCAGCCACUACCUUGUGCACAUAGCUCCAUGUGUCCCAGCAGGGUCUCUGCAUCAAAGCUGCUGUCCUCCUCUGUCUCCCACGCCUCAGGAAUCUCACACCCUGCCUUCUGUAGUCCCGUUCGCUCUCCAUGCUGCAGCGAGGGCUGUAGAGUUGGCAGCUACACUUUCAGCGCUAUGCAGCCUGUCACCAGCAGGGCGUGUUCUUAUGCCACAGGCUGCUCCAACUGUAGCCAUCAAAUCAAAACAGAAGGCUGCUCUUCAACCCAAGGGGAGCAGGGUUCAUCUUUGCUUGUUCCACCAGCCCUGCCUCUUUCUGGAUGCCCGUUGCCUAGGUUAAGCCCAUCCACCACGGUUCUGCCACAUCUUCUGUCCACUCUUGCAGACAACAGACAGACAGAGGUCAGAGGACCAAGAGAAUGCCCUCAAAGCACCAAACCACCAAAUGGCUCUAUUGGUGCAAGACCUACAAAACUGUCUCAGAGACAGCCAGUGCCCUGCCCAGCAAGUGCCAAACAGCAGAAAAAAGUACAACGCCACCGUACCACAAAUGGCUGGCGUCCUUUUGGAGAACCCACAGAAAAAGAAGUCUUUAUUGCGGGUGACGACAUGACAGUACUGCGACAGUGUUAUGAAGGAGUACAGCGAGAUGGAGAGGUGAUCCGAGUCAGAGACACAGUGCUGUUGCGCUCCGGACCACGAAAGAAAUCCUUACCCUAUGUGGCGAAGAUAUCAGCUUUGUGGGAUGACCCUAAGACAGGAGAGCUGAUGAUGAGCCUGUUCUGGUACUAUCGACCAGAACACACACAGGGAGGCAGAGAUCCCAGCAUGCACUGUGAGAAUGAAAUAUUCGCCUCUCGACAUCAAGAUGAAAACAGCGUGGCCUGUAUUGAGGACAGAUGCUAUGUUUUACCUUUAGCACAGUACUGUAGAUUUUGUGCCUUGGUAAAGCGCCGCUCAGAGGGGGUUUCCCACAGCGUGCCCAUGGUGCCCCAGCCCUCUGACAGUGCUGUCCCCACUCACCGACUUGUGCCCGAUGACGUUGAUCCCGAACUGGUUUACCUAUGCCGCCAUGUCUACGACUUCCGCUACGGCCGCAUACUGAAGAACCUGCAGUAAGAGUGGAAGCCUGCGUGCAGCGCACACACACCUGCACCUCACUAAUAAUGGAAAGCCUUCGUACUAAAAAGAUCCCUGUGCAACCUACUGGCCUUCUUGUUCUGAUUUACUGUUGAAAACAUAAACGAUCUGUUUUUCUUAUUAUUCGCUCAGGAGGGUAGACCUCAGGGAGGUCUGGGGCUGUUGGACAAGAUUAUUUUUAAACUGUCUCCACAUUCCCAGAGUGGCAGCAUCUAAAGUGAGCGCUGCAGAAGAACGGAAAUGACAGCUUUAUUAAAUCCUUGAUGAGACGCUUUUUAAAUUCUCAGUAGAAAUGUAGUUUUUAUUCACCCUUCCAUUUAAUACUGGAAGAGGCUUUAUAUUUCCCUUUGGUGAUUUGUCUUGUACACUGGACUAUGACACUGGCAGGGGAAUUUAGAUGAAGAUGCCAGUUUAGAUUCAGCGUGUAAUCAAAUACAAUUUCUUACAAGUGUCGCUUACAUUGUAGGCUGAAAGUCCUUAAGAUAAUCUAGUGCUCUUGUAUAGGAAAGUCUGGCUGUUUGGAUUAAAAAAAAGAAGAUAGACAGACAAGGUAGACAGGUUUUUAUUGUUUGUGUUGGAGCAAAUGCUUUCUGUUCCUGUGGGACUCAAACUGUACCAUCGAACCCAUACCCAUACCAUCGAACGUUCAAAUGACUCGGUGACCAGUGAAGAGUCGAGGCUUGUCUUUUCGUUCUCACGUUUUGCUUCAUUGCAUUCAGGUCACUUUGUAAUUUUUGUCUUUUUUCGUUCUUCUCAUGUCUUGCUUUAUGCAGGUCACUCGGUUGGCAGCUAGUUAGGCCGAAACCUCUAAAAAUUUACCUUCUGUACUAAAACCAAAGGUCAGCUCAGUGCUAAUCUCUGUUCUCACUAACUAAGCCCCCAGGAUAUGUGCCCUAUAAUUCCAGAGUUUGGAGAAGCUGACACUUGUUUUUCAAGUAAAAUAUAUCUUUAUCACGUACCGAGAGGAGACACUUAACAGACACACGUAACAAAUAUAUUGUCCCUUGCUUCUAGUCACACUAGCUUAAUUGCACUAAUCCAUUGCAUGAUUUUUCUCUCUUUCUUUCUCUGCGACUAUUUUAAUUUACAGUUAGGUUUUUCUUUCUGUUUUCGUCAACACCGCUGACAACAUUUAGUCAGCAAGGAAAAUCCCUGGAAGGACGUCUUUAUAAAACUUUAUAAAUAGAUAUCAGAACAACAGAAUAAAGAAUUAGCUACUUCGAACAACAUGGAACUUCUACUAUUUUGCUAGUUCUAUAUUAAGUAUAUACAUACAGAAUUCAAUUCAGUGGCGCUUUUACACCUGUUGAAAAUUUGCUGGAUGAAUCAGAGGGAAAUGGAUCUUGUUGGUUUCACUUGUGAUUUGUUUUGGUUUGCCCUCACACUACACAUAAUUAAACAAACCAAACGGUUAAAGAAACAUCGACUAAGGGGUAGGCUUGUGCGAUACUGAUUUAUCCCUGAUCGCAAUUUUCUAUUUUAACAUAGAACUCACAGAAUAGACUGAAAAAUGUAGAUUUUCAUCAUUUCCGGUUAUUUCCGGUUCCAAUAUAUCCAGCAAAUGGAAACUACAGCAAUCUCGAAAAACUUUUUAAGUGAUUCUGCAGUAAUGCAGAAUAUAUAAAAGCCCAAACAGCACAUCUGGGUAUAAUUCUUCUACAAUUCAGAUGUCUAACAUUUCAUUUUUAAUCUUAAAGCUGUUCAUUGUUCAACAGGUAAAAAUGAUAAAUAUUCUAAUAAAGCAUCCCUGAUUAAUACAUUCAACUGAUGUUAAAUACAUAUUUGACUAAUGUUAAGGAACGGGGUGCAAAUCGUUACAGAUUCACAUGUCGAUUGUCUCAGAUCUCAUUUUACUGGGGAGAAAACUCACCGGUGCAUCUGUUGUCUAGAGGUUCAGGGCUGGAGCACACUAACCUUCUGCCUCUCUGGGGUAAUUUCGUUAUUUUGGGGUCUUUCUCUUACAGUGAUGGUUCAGGAGAGAGCCUAGCAAUAUUCCAGUUUACUUCCAUACACAAAAAACAAAAGACAAAUAUGCAGACUUACAAAGUCACUCAAUCUUGUUGUGCCUCACAGACUCACAGCCCUAAACCCCACCCAAAACUACCCACAAUGCAGUGUACCUAAAUAUGAGCUUUUUACUAUCUAACACUAGCAUGCUCCAGGUUUCCUUCUUGUGGAGCUCCUAUGCAAAACGUCUGGAUAUCGUGACCGUGUGUUAUUGUGUAUUGUAGGGAGUAUUGUAGUCAUUAGAUCGCACAAGCCUACUGCAAAGUGUAUAAGGCUGAAAAUGCGUUCGUUCUUUUAUCAGAUUCAUGGUGACAGAAACUGAUUCAUCGGACGCUUUUAUUUCCCCCUUUUUCUAUGUCGGUGAAAACAUCUAACCUAAAGCACACGGCAUGUCUGGAGGACUACAGCUCUGCCCUUUGGUUCAGUUUGCGUCUUAGACUAAACCCUGAAUUUGAAUUUUAAAACCCUUUUUUAAAAAGAUUUUGAAAUCACUGCACUCCACUAUCCUUUGUGUGUCCUUUAUUGGCAUCUAAAUCGGAAAUCUAAUAACUAUGUGAAUCGUAUUAUUGUUGUGGUUGAAUCAGGGCCUAUGUGCUUAGAGAUGAAGCUCUCAUUAUAUGUUACAGUAGUGACCUCUAAGCUUUUGAACAACAAUGAGUAAUACUUAGCACUUUUUAGAUUAGCUAACGCUAGUUGAUUUGAAGUAGUUUUCAGUGUUUGAGAUGCUUAAGAUUAGGAAUGCAUAUCAUUUGCGUUUUUAAUGCUUUACCUGUAAACCAUAUCCAUGCUCAUAUGAAUUAUUGAUAUGUUAAACUGUUGUACAGUGGGAUCAGAAUUUCUUCAGUAAGGUAGCUUAGAUGGCUUUCCAGCAUUUUAUAUAUAUACAAGUUUAAUGUGUGUGAAAUACCCAGAAGUUGUUUUAUUCCAUUGUAUCAUUGGCACAGAUUUUGCUGCAAUUAUUCCUUGAUAAGCAGGUCUUCUAUAAAACAAAAAUAUAUAUAAUAUUAAUAUUGUGGUUAAAAUGAAAUGACGUUUUUUGAUUCCAUGUUCGUAAAAAAAAAAAAAAAAAAAAAUCAGUUUUUCAAUUUCUCCUGCAAACAAGAUAUUUUAUUAAGGCUAUUUCUAAAGUUAGAAUAUGCAAUAUAUUUUUGGGACUAUUUUUGAGGAAUCUAUUUAAAUUAAAUUACUUAUAUUGUUUUAACCGUUUUAAAAAAAAAAGGGUUUUGCUGUGGAUUCUAAAUUGAAAAUGAUAAUAACCAAAUAGGCAUAAGCUAAAACAUGGACAGUGUUUCGUUUUUAUUUAUUUUUCCUCUCAAUUGGAAUCCAAAGGUUUGGACAACGCGACAGCCAUUCAUGUAGAAGAAAUGAAUUGUACAUAUCUUGGUUAUUGAGGAAUCAAUCGAUCAUGUUUGAAAUAAGACAAACCGUUGCACAAUACAUUUUUAUUACUUACGAGUAACUCUAUUUAAAGAAGUUAUUUAACAUUGAGUAGAGAUACAAUAUAGAUAUCUAUAUUUCAAGUAAAUCUUUCAAGUCAUUUUAGUUUGAAAGUGUUUUGAAGUGCUGUUGCAAUACUUGUCAGUGAAUGCCAUACUUUUUUUUGUCUUUUAUAAAUUAUGAAGUCUUUGGUGAUUAUGAUUAAAAACUGAAACUGUUGUAUUUAUGAUGUACUGGGCAUCAAGGGUUAAAGACCAAAGCACACUCUUAAACUGGUGCCCUGUUGUGUGUAUAUUGCAUCUACAUGGGGUUUUCCUGUACAACACAGCAGAAAGCCUUUCCGUCACCAAACCAGUCACACAGGUACUUGAAUGAUCGCUUUGUCUGAGUCAGUUUUGUAGUCUCUUAUAAUAUCCAUUCUACAUGUGGCCUUUGCCCAUUUACUAGAAGUUGUCUUGGUCUGAUUCACAAGAAACAGGCCAAAUACAAGAACAAGUACAAGAAACUGCAAUUGAACUUGUUACAAACAUGGCAGGAAAAGUCGAUAAACUUGAGAAUGCUGUACUCUGAAUGUGUUUCUGAACGAGAAGAGCAGGUGACUGCAGUGUCGUCCCACUGUUCUUUUGGUCAAUCAGAUAGAGUUUGCUGGGUUUUUUUUGUUGUUGUUGUUGUCUACAUAAAGCCUGUGCUCUUUGAGGUCUUUGGGAUAACAGAUAAGGAGCCUGUGCCAGGAAGACCUCACAAGCACCACGGCUCCUCGUGCAAGCCUCUACAGCAAGUGUUUUCAUCACAGUGGUCAACUUAACAGAUGAUCAGGAAAUUUCAACUAAAUCCUUUUUUUUUCCCAUACAUGACAAAUUUAAAUAAAGUGAUAAAAGUGAGAAGCAGGUUAAUUAUAAAUCAUACUAUUAUAUACUCCAUAUUAUACUAUUAUUUACAUACUAUUUAAGUGUAAUUCACUUUGGUUGACCGCUUUGUUGCAAUAAAAACUGCUGAUAGGCUUUUGUAUGAUUUCAGAUUCGUUUUAAAUACAGUGACCAAAAACAAUUUAAAGAUUUUUUUUUAUUAUUAUUAUUAUUAUCCCCUUACCCUGACCAACUUAAUGUUCAUUUUGUUCUGUAUUGCUAGUUUCAUGCUUACUGCUAACAUAUAUUUUGAUAGAAUAGACCAUUGGUUAAACAGAGGUUAUUUUUAAAUGGGGGGUGUGUUUUUAUGUGUCGCUAGGUCAUGCACUUUUUUUUUAAUGACAACAAGAAUCCCUGCUGAUUAUUGUCAAAUGAAAGAGUAUUUAUAAAAUCUUUUGUUAAAACCUG
Tachysurus fulvidraco (yellow catfish) is the source of this 7664-nucleotide messenger RNA. RefSeq names its product bromo adjacent homology domain-containing 1 protein. Bases 340 to 2886 code for a protein of 848 amino acids. Gene Ontology annotation, molecular function: chromatin binding. The record is from RefSeq and is a predicted model, not a curated record. The transcript has 7 exons. Lineage: Eukaryota; Metazoa; Chordata; Actinopteri; Siluriformes; Bagridae.